AUGGCUAACAGGCGUCAAUUAUCUCCGCCCAACUCAAACGUCAUUCCGACCCCCAGGCAAAUACCGGUCGAUCCGAGCCUCGAAAAAGCCCCCUCUCAGUAUAUAUCUCAGUUCUACAGCACCCUCAAGCGCCCUCAUAUUCAGAGUGCCCCCAACACGCAGAGUGCAGAGCGUGUCGACACCCGUCCGCUUGCGCAGGUCUUCACGAUAAGGGCCCCAUCGAAAUACAACGCAAAGGUUGAUUUCGAUACCAUCAGGCUCACUCAAUCACAAUCUACUCGCGUUAAUGAACCGCCGGCGCUCGCCCAACCCAUCACUGCCCAAGACACUAUGUUGGCAAGCAAUGAACCACAGAUCACCGACCUAGAGGCUUACGUGAUGAGCGAAGAAUUUGACCAAGACUGCCACGCGCUCUCUAUCAAAGCGUACGCGGGUUUUCGAUCCGGAUAUCCAGAAUAUGUGGAACCUCUCAGUAACGAAGAUGCCGACUCCGUCGCCAGUUCUCCCCAUGACCCCUCAAAGCUGGAGGCAUAUCUUUACUAUUUCGGGAUUCGUGGUCCGAAUCUACGCGGGCCAAAGUUGAUCUACAGGAAUUCGAUCGACAAAUACAUCCCACCGUCACCUGGCAAUCAACCUCGCGAGAUGCAGCUUCUUACCGUUGAUGAACACCCUCAACUCGAUCAAAACAAUACUUGGGCUACGGUUGCGUCUGAAAUUGUUCGGCUCCUUAAGGAGAGAAACAUUCAGUACUCCACUGUCGACCUGGUCCGAUUUAGCUGGAUUGAGGAGCCUGAGGAGGACGAAAGCUUCGAGAGCGACGAAAGCGACCAGAGCGAUAAGACCCCCGAAGUCAACGCGACUCACGAUGACGAGAAGGGUGAAGAACAUACUGAUAUUGACGAGUUUGAAAUUGCUUUCCACGAGCAUGGAAAACGUUACACCACUCCAGUUACAAUCUGGAUAGGAGUGGUACCAGAUACUCUUACAGGACAAGUUGCUUUUAACUGCUCCAACGAGAUUGAAGAUCUUCUCAAAAGAUACGAGAUUUUGGACAUCGACAUUGCGUUCCGCGAAGGGAUAACAAGUAUUCUGGACGGUCCACCACUAUACUCGCCGGUGUCGAACGUGAGCCCGCUCAAGGAUGUUAUCGAUCCAUUAACUACUGCACUCGGUCUGCCUAUUGCCGGUUUGAAAUCACUCAAUCGUCAGGGAACACUCGGUGCAUUCUUUCGGUGGCAAGAUAAGUAUUAUGGCUUCACCGCCCGUCACGUCCUUUUCCCCUUGGAGGAGGGGAACAAAGAAUACGAUUACUCAAAUUCUGCACCGAAGAAGAAAGUUGUUGUUCUAGGGUCGAGGGAGUUCGACGAUCUUCUUGAUUACAUCCAAGGUCAAAUUGGCGCUCAUAAUCGGACGAUUCCCAUUAUGGAAAACGCGAUUUCGAUAUUGGCAACACGGUCGCAAGAAGAUGACUUUACAGAUCAGACUGUACUGAACGAGCUCAAGGAACAACAGAACGAAUUGGAGAAGACACGAACGAAGAUCAUCGCGCUCAAGGAUUUCUAUGUUCAAGUCAAGAGCAAAUGGUUCAAUCCCUUGGAUCGGGUUAUCGGGCAUGUAGUCUGGGCGCCACCCAUUAGCACUGCGACACCACCAGACGGUUAUACAAAAGACCUGUGCGUUAUUGAGCUGGACAAGAGGAAAUUUGCAAAUUUCGGGGGCAACGUUCUCGACCUGGGUGUGUGCUGGUCCGUCCUGCUGCAGGUAUCCAAUCUAACAGCAUACACUAAAGGUCCAGAGAUUGAACCUGGCACGUUUGCCUCCCUAGUAGAUCCCCCUCUUAAAAACCGCAGACCAGAAUUCCACUACCCGGGGAACCGUCUCUUGAAGCUGAAGGGUAUUUUUUUCGCAGACAGGAUGAGCAACAAGUAUCAGAACUCUGAAGGCGACAAUAUCUGUCACGUCAUCAAACGUGGUGCCGCCACGAACACCACCAUUGGAAAUUUCUCCAAGUACGAGUCUCAUAUCUGCCACUAUUAUGGGAUGGCCGAGCAAAAAUCCACGCAAGCGGCUAUCCAUAGCUAUGACAACAAAUCCAACCCGUUUUCAAAACUCUACAGAGGCCAGCUUAGCCCAUUCUCCGCACGAGGGGACAGUGGAUCUAUAAUAGUGGACGCCCAAGGCCGAUACGUCGCUCUCCUGACUAGUGGAGUUGGUUCAACUGCAUCAACGGACAUAACGUUCGGUACCCCGUUCCACUGGCUAUGGGAGAUUAUCAAGAAAAGGUUCCCUGGGGCAAGCCUCUACUUUGACGACUAG
Molecule: messenger RNA, 2316 nt
Organism: Serendipita indica DSM 11827
Lineage: Eukaryota; Fungi; Basidiomycota; Agaricomycetes; Sebacinales; Serendipitaceae
Source: the annotation of a GenBank genome assembly